AUGGAUUUCACCUACAAUGAAUUUCCAAUAUCUGUGGACCUAAAUACCCUCAAGACUUAUUUCGAUCUGAAACAAUACAAUCCCAUCUACGAAGAGUUGACCGAACCGAAGGAUCGCAACUACAUUCUAAGCAACUUGGAUGUCAACCUUCCGUUAAAGAUUUUAAGCGCCCACAUUCGUGAUGAUUUCUUUUGGCGUAAAGCUUAUCAACACCGUUGGAAAACCCUUUACUACCGGACGCAUAGCUAUCCCUGUACUCCCCCACGGCCAGUUGAGCCACCCACCCUUGCCAAUCCUUGUCCCGGACAAAAGGGUAAAAAAGUGACAAAAUCAUGGCUUAACAUUUACAUGGAACGGCAUUUGCAGGAGUUCAUCGAAAAUCUCCCCACCACGGAAUACGAACAGGAAAAUGUUCAGACAACGGUGUUGGACAUUUGUGGGGGUUACAUAAAUCAAUUGGAGAUAAACUACCUACAGCCCAGCAUGGAUGGUAAUAAUGAUCACAUUCCACUUGAUUUCAUUUUGAGUAAUCUACCGGAAUUGCAUACAUUACGGCUGACAUAUUGUACGAAAACUAUUGGAACACAAUUCUAUUUGGGCUGUAAUACGAUGUCACGCAAGGAUGCGAAUAUUUUGGCCAAGGGUUUGGCCCAGUGUCAUGAAUUGGUGAAUUUUUGCUUCCACAACACCACCCUGGAACCAUAUCAACUGGGAUUAUUUGCUCACAGCCUCGAUAAGGGUUGUCACCAUCUCACCGCCUUGUCAUUGGAACACUGUAGUCUGGGCGAUGAGGGGAUACGUCAGUUUCUGGGUUCCUGUAACAAAGAGUCUUUUGGUACCUUGAAAUAUUUGGACUUGACAAAUAAUAAAAUAACCUCCGAUGGUGCCUAUAUCAUUGCCCGUGUUGUCAAGAAUUUAAAUUUAGAGAAAAUAAGUUUACGUCUAAAUCCAAUUGGUAGCGAUGGUGCGGCAGCCAUCUUUGGUAUUUUGGAUUGUUUGCCCAUGAGAAAUGUUGAUAUUUCGGGAUGCUCUAUAACGGAUACGAUAACAUUGUUGUUCGUUAAUUUCCUAUGUCAUAAUCGGACACUGUGGUAUAUCGAUAUGAGUAAUAAUGAAUUGGGAAUGAAUUUUGGUGAGCAGUUACUAAAUGUCAUUGAUCGCAAUAAGCAUUUGAAGGUGUUGGAUCUGAGAAAUACUGGCCUAACAUUGGAAAUGUGUAAUAGGGUUAAGAAUAUUUUAAAAGAUAAUUUUAAAAAUUGGGAUUAA
Messenger RNA from Musca vetustissima, 1266 nucleotides. RefSeq lists its product as uncharacterized. The record is from RefSeq and is a predicted model, not a curated record. Lineage: Eukaryota; Metazoa; Arthropoda; Insecta; Diptera; Muscidae. The transcript is spliced from 6 exons. Gene Ontology annotation, molecular function: protein binding. Bases 1 to 1266 code for a protein of 421 amino acids.